Molecule: messenger RNA, 684 nt
Organism: Aspergillus heteromorphus CBS 117.55
Lineage: Eukaryota; Fungi; Ascomycota; Eurotiomycetes; Eurotiales; Aspergillaceae
Exons: 3
Biological process (GO): regulation of mRNA processing; spliceosomal complex assembly
Source: RefSeq, a predicted model, not a curated record
GCGAUACUUGACUCGUUCGAUGUCGCAGGGCCCGAGGAUCGGCAUCGCUGCCUUGUGCAUCCUCCCUUGUGGGAGAGUGUCUUGACCUUUCUGCACCGCAACCCGAUCCGGAGGCUACCUGUCCCGGUUCUGGCGUUUGUACUGAAGCGCUUGUUUUUGGCGCUGGACUAUCUACAUUCUGAAUGCCAGAUUAUACAUGCCGGUAUGUGGGGUGUAUGCAAUUGCUUGUCCAGUUGCUUGUAUCCGUGGGACCAGAUUGAUCACUUACAUCGCUUAGAUCUGGGAUAUCUUCGAAGAAACCAGCCCCUCUUCACCGGCUACGAUCCCGAACACCAGACAUAUCGGAGUCGAGCCCACCUCGCUGAGAUGAUCGGUCUUCUUGGCCCCCCGCCGCUCAGUGUUCUUGCUCAAGGAGAGCUGAGCCAUAAAUUUCGGGUUUCAUCUGCCUUUCUUUUUCUUCUUUUUUUUUUUUUUUUUUUUUUUUCUGACAUUUUAGCUGACUUCCGUGCUGGAAUCCCUCUCCCUGGCCGAAUCCCACUCGAGGACCGGGAAACCACUCUCGAGGGCCAGGACAAAGUGGAGUUCUUAAAUCUCAUUCGGAAGAUGUUGCAGUGGGAGUCGGACAAGCGUAGCUCCGCCAAGGAACUUGCGGAGGACGAGUGGAUUCGUAAACAUACUACCUAA